Messenger RNA from Anopheles bellator, 1449 nucleotides. Its product is annotated as nuclear pore complex protein Nup98-Nup96-like. Gene Ontology annotation, molecular function: metal ion binding. The record is from RefSeq and is a predicted model, not a curated record. Lineage: Eukaryota; Metazoa; Arthropoda; Insecta; Diptera; Culicidae. The coding region runs from base 130 to 1449 and encodes 439 amino acids. The transcript has 2 exons.
GUUUCACCAGUGGACCUACUUUUCUUGUGGCAAAUCAGAAAGCUGAAGAACUAAAAAGUGUCUCAGCGUACAGCAACAAAAAAACAGUACUAAGUCUAAAGACUAUUUUUUACUAAAAACUGCUUAAUUAUGGUUAUAUGUACGUACUUUUUAAACAAUAACUGCCGUUUUGGGUCGAGGUGCAAUAACGAACACAUCGAUAUAUGUGCUCUAGUAAAGAACGAAGUCGAUGUAACCCUAAAGGGCAACCAAUGGCCACUGUCUUGUUUCGGGCCGUUCAAAGACCGCUGUUCGAUCCCGAACUUCGUUGAAGAUCGAAGCUUUGAGGAGAUUCGAUUGAUGUACCUUGAAGCGAAAAUGCAAAACAAUCUUCCCGCCCACGAGAUGCAACUUGGACAAAUGAUAAACGAUGCAAAAGGAAAGCUCCAGUGGCUCGCCACCAUGAAUCGAGACAUUCUUUCUACUUUGGUCGAGCUGUACAACCAACAGGAGCCUAGCACGAAACCAGCCGGUGCCUCAGCCAAUCCGUUCGUUUCCAUUGGUUCGUUCGGAGCUAAUGCUACGGCAACAUCCAGCAUAUUCGGUGGUUCUGCUGGCGGCAGUUCCUUCGGUAGCGGGUUCGGUGGAUCGCCUACUGUUGCCACCGCGAGUACCGGUAAUAUUUUUGGCGCACCUAUUAGUGGCCAAGCAGUGCCAUCAACUGGAAAUAUUUUUGGUGUCACUUCCACGGCGCCAAAAUCGAACAUAUUUGGCGCAGCAGCUCAACCCCAACAGUCACAGAUCGGUAGUGGAGGAAACAUUUUCGGAAUGCCACAACCAUCGCAACAUUCCAGCAACGGCGUUUUCGGUGGGCCGGCCGUGGGCAGUGGUCUCGGAAUGUUUGGAGGCGUGCAGCAACCAGCGCAAAUCGCUUCCUCCAUCUUUGGCUCGGUGCCUCCGCCGAAUGCAGCGGCAAACGGAGGAAACAUUUUCGGCCACUCUUCCGCACAGGUAGCUCCCGCCUUUGGACAACAGCCCAGCAACGCUUUUGGAAUUGGCACUGGUGGCAACCUUUUCAGCAGCAAUUCGAGCUCGGCCGGUUUUGGAAGCUUAUCGAAACCCCAACAGACUGGAAGCGUAUUUAACUCCGUGUCCUUUGGAGCACCCACUGCGACCUCGCCUUUUGUUCAACCUCAGAGCCAAUCAAUGGCCGGUGCACCAACUGUUUCAUCUCAGAAUUUAUUUCUUCCGGCGCCUACCGCAGCAUCAACGACGUUCAAUUCAUCGAUUGGGUCCAAUGCCUUUGGAUCACCGAUCCCAGUGCAACCGGCCGCCUUAGCACCACAAUCGGCUACCAUUUACAGUAAAAUGGAAGAUAUUCCAGCAGAAAUUGUAACUGCCUUUAAUGCGGAUCAGUUUCAAUUGGGCCGAAUUCCGUCCGUUCCACCACCCAAAGAACUGUGUCAUUAA